This is a messenger RNA of Diplodia corticola, 1299 nucleotides long. Its product is annotated as peroxin pex22-like protein. The transcript has 2 exons. The record is from RefSeq and is a predicted model, not a curated record. Bases 1 to 1299 code for a protein of 432 amino acids. NCBI's taxonomy places the organism in Eukaryota, Fungi, Ascomycota, Dothideomycetes, Botryosphaeriales, Botryosphaeriaceae.
AUGUCAUUCUCCUACGACCGCUACGACCGCCGGCAGCAGAGCUCGCGCCGAUCCACGUUCGGAUACUGGGUCCCUCUUGUCAUCACUGUUACCAUCGCCACCGCAGGCGUUGCAGCAUGGAUUUGGAGCGAGCGCAAAGACGGGGACGACGAUGACGACGCAGACCUUAGCUAUGGCGAGGAGGAGCGUACAUACCGUCCGCCGCCUCCAGGCUACGCGGACGAUACAUACUCGGAAUCAGUUGGCGUGACCAGAGAACAGGAUGAAAGUUUUGUGGCGCGCAUGUCUGGAGCUAUUCGUCGCACGCCCAGUCCGCAGCAAAUGUUCGAUAAUGCGAGCAGAAGGCUAGCGCAAGGUGUAACUGCGGCUGGCACCGCAUUUGGCGCUGCCCUCAGCUCUAUCCGCGAGGAGGACCGCGAGGAUUACGGCGACCACUCCAGAUGGUCUGAGGAGGCUACACGCCGACAUGUCGAGGCGCAGUCGUCAGAGAGUGCUAGGGCUGUUGGCGCGCAUACGGAUGCGUUCAACGCGACGCUUCAACCUCCUGCUCAACCUCCACGGCCAGGCGCAAGGAAGAAGACAGUAGUGGUUGUUGUUUCUGCGGACUCUGCCGUAGGAGAUGAUGAUCAUGCGUCGUACCAAGAGAUUCCGUCUAUUCUGUCGCAUUUGUCGCCAACGAACUUUGCGACUACCAACCUUUUUGUUCUCAUCUAUGCGCCGUCGUUGAAGCCCCGAUCCAGGGACAGCAACCAGUCAGGCUCCCUCGGUUCCUCGUACGCCGCCAUCCCUACUCCUGCUCAAACUCCUGGAGACGAGAUGUCGUCUCUUGAGCCGCAGCCAUACGGCAGUGGCCACAACACGCCGAAGUCUGGGAACACCCCAUCCAUGUCAGCCUCAGCCUCUGAAAAUACGCUUUACAGCAGCAUCCAUGCGCGUGCGCUCCGCUUGGUCAAAGACCGGACGAUGGUCAUGCCAUUCACGACGCCCAGUGGCCACGUGCACAUGCUCCGUCAUCUGGCGCCUGACCUAGUCUACGUGACCGAGGAUCUUGCUGGAACUCAGGGAGAAUAUGUCGAGCAAAUCAGAAACUGGGUUGGCCAAGUCAUGAUUGUUGUUGGUGCCGGCGGUGUUGGCCUCGGGCUUGUGGAUACCGAGGACGAAGGUGAGGGCGGCGGGAGAAUCAACGAGAAGAAGUGGUGGGAGACUACUACCAUGGUCGGGCUGGGCAAGGGUGUAGAGGUCGUGGAUGGGUCAAGGCUGAUCGAUGAUUUUGAACGACGGGUCGGUGGUAAGGAAUGA